AUGAAGAAUCCUCCAAAACGACCACAACAUAAUCCAUCCACUUUGGAUACUUUAGCUGGGAAGAAAAAAACUGACCAAACGGCUUUUGAGGUAAAAAUGCAGAAAACACCGUUGUUGGUUACGAGUGUGAACACCGUGUGAACAGCAAGCAAAAAGUAGAAAAAUUUAGAUUCUAUAUUUAAUUACGAAAUUAAUACCCGCUAUAUUUAAUUACGAAAUUAAUACCCGUUAGGUAAAAGUUACUACGAUUAGGCACAGUCAUUUCAGUAUAUGCUUACUACGCACAAAAGUCAAAAAAGCCUUUUCUCCAUAACACACAGUAUUUGCGUGGGUCGACUUAAAAUCCUUGUUUCAUUUGAAUUGUUUCAGGAAAUAGCAUGAAUUAUUGGCUGGAUUGAGCCGAGGGCUUAUUGCAAACCGUACCCUGUUUCAGAAGAAUUUAAGAUCAAAACGUCUACUCAGCACUUGAGCAAAGCAAAUUCCCACAAAGGGUCGAAUGAGCUGGAAUUUAUCAACAUUGUGCAAAUUAGCUUUGAAUAUGCUAGUGUCACAUCAGAGCCACCCUGCCAUCAGAGCCUUUCUUUCACUUUCUCGAUUUUGAUGUACUCGAAAAAGACUCGAAAAAUCGAGAAAAAUCUUUGUUAAGCGUGUGCUGCACGUUGCUAGGAUACUGUUUCGAACCCAGACCUAACAGCCUUGCGGUUGGUACAGCGGGCUCUGUUAUGAUCAUCGGUUUUGCGAAGAAAAAACCAGUUUGACGAGAGAAGACAAGAUUGACUGGUCCAAAAGUUCGGGUUGCGGCGAUUUCAAAGGAUUGACAUCAAUGUGAUUCAGGCAGGGCCUUCUUUUGUUCUCCUCACUCAAGAAAACAAAAGAAGGUUCUUCUCGCAGGGUGCAUCUGAGAGCCCCUUCAACAAUCCUCUCUAUUUUUUGUCUUCUCUCUUUCUCAAAACCCUCUACAUUCUUAGUUCUUGCUUCAGCAGUCUAUCUCAGCAGAAUGUAUAAAGUAUGUGUAUAGCAGCUCUGCUUUUAAAAGUACGCAAUAAAUUACUAUGGAACGGGGAGUUAUUGGCAGUAGAUCACUAUAGCAAGGGUAUUUAUUGGGACCUAGUAAACGCUAAUGUUUUGUUUACAUGUAAGAAAAGAAUAUUCAUUUGCCGCUUUUUGUUUUUUGCGUCUAGGGUGGCUGGAUCAUUGAACGACUUUUGUUGUUGUUUCUUUAAUUUUAAUUUCAAUGAUUUAAAAAAACCCAGGUAAUAAGACAACAUAACGAGUUUUUACUUCACAAGUGUUUUGUGCAGUAUGCAUUUAGAAGUAAGGUGAUUCACAAAAUGUUUAUACACUCCCGUUACAAUAGCUUUGCCGUUGGUAUUGAUAAUCAUUGAUUAUUGGUGACUACCACACGGUCCCCUCUCCGCUCGUGAAGGAGAUCAUUUAUAAGGUCAGUAAUUACAUACAGAAAGAAUUAAACAAGGUAGCGCUUUAUAACUUUCAUAAUAGGGAGCUUAAGCAACAGCGUUUUUGAGCGACUGAAGUCAACCGGAAGUGGACUUUUUGCAUCAUUGGGGAGUGGUUUGGUUGAAACUCUCGGGUAAAUCGUCUUUAAAGGAGAAAAGAAACUCAGCAAUACAAGUUUGUUAGCGUCAAGGCAUAUAAAAAGGGAGAAGGCCUCACUUCCGGUUGACGCGCGUCGCUCAAAAACGUCUUUGCUUAAGGUCCCCAAUGAUUGUAUAUUGGCCAGGUGACUGUUUCCAGUCACUAAAGAUGAAGCCGCAAGGAGUACCUUAGGACUCGAUCUUUAGCCCGUUGUUGAAAUGAUUCCCCGUCUGUGAGAACCACUGAGAAAAAAAGAUUUUUUUCUAACCUGAAAGGGAUUGAUGCAACCCUCCUCAAGGCUCUUCAACAUGUUUUGCAAGGUGCAGUUUCUUGGUGCUUCGCCAAUAAUCUAUUGAUGAACCGGGACAAGACUACGUUCUGCGUUUUCGGUCACUCACAAAUGCUAACAACAGCGAGGGUCCUCAAAAAGUUUUUCGGGAUCCGGGAUUUCCCUUAUUUGAAGCUCGGGAUUCGGGAUUUGAGAGUAAAAUCGGGAGGAGAUUCGGGAUUAAAAGUAUGGCAGGGAGGUGAGAUUCCAAAAAUAACGCUCGGGAUUACGGGAUUGCACGAAACUUUGGGUCGGGAUUACGGGGCCACUAAUCACAUUCGUUGGUUCCCGUAGGUAGGGGUGAUAGGGUUCUGCCGAUAUCAUGGUUGUUAAGAAUACAUAACUUACAGGCUGCUCAGUUGUGUAUACAAUGCGAAAAGGGAGAUUCUGGAAACCCCGGCUUAGACCCACACCCUCCACUAACACUCUAAAGACACCGUGACAGUGAAGGAGGUUGUUCUAACAGGAAGUACAAAUCGACGAGUAGAUGCGAUUAAUAGACUGAAGUAAAUACCUGACGUUUAGUGCAAGUUCUUUUUGUAUGAAAAAGUUGUUAUUGAAAACAAUUCCGUGUAAAAUAAUGAUAGCGUAUACUUUUGUUUGCGAAUUUACAACUUUGUACUGUAUAUGGGCUAUCUAUCCGCCAAUUAAAACGAAAAAGAUAACUUCCCUAUAAUCCAUGAGCGACAUCCGUUUUUCGUAACCUUAAAAACUAGAACUUUUGCCAAUUAUUUUAACAAGUUUUUCUCACCAGAUUCUCCUUUACAUUGCGCUAACAAUAUUUCCUUGUUAUACCGAAUUACACUGAUUCCGUUGAACUCUAAGUUUUUUCUUAUCUUGAGACAUCGGAUCAUUGUGCGCCUUUCUAUAUAAUUCAAUUAAGACAUGUCUUAGUUUAUACUGUAUGCAUUUUCCACGUACAAUAUCAAUAUAUACAACACCAAUGUUAACUUCUUCCGGGAAGUGUUUUAUACGGGGCCAAGUUCAAUCGUAAGCAUCUAAGCAUGUCCCCUAAAACAGAAAUAUGUCAAAAAUUAAACUCAUUUUAUGGUCAAGAAGGCGUUACAUAAAGGGCAAAUUCGGACCUGUCGCCGGUUUCUGUACUGGAGUGGACGGUCAUUCUGACCCUGGAAAAGAUCUUUUUAACCUUGUUUGGCUCAAAACGAAUGAUCAAAUUUAACAGUUCCCUCCUGUCUGGUUCCUAAAUACACCAUAUAUAAUAUUACCAGAACAUCACUAUUUCAUUGCAGUCACAAGUCUCUGCCUAAAGAAUUAGUGACGAGAGCCGUUCUUCAUUAAAACUCAAUAAAAUAAAAUAAAAAAGGUUAUUUUAUUUCUCACCCAACACAGUCGUUCAUCGUGUUGUUCUGGCCGACGGCGACGGACAAACCCUCUUAGCCUGUGUGUUCCUACAUUUCGAUUCAUUAUAUUAAUCCUCCAAUCCCGAUUCCCUCUUGGUUCUAUUGGUUCGGUCGGUUCUCUGUUCGCUCUCAGCUGUUCUUCCGUUGCUGCACCCUCCAAGGGGUGGUUGGCUCUUAGGCCACAGCAUACUUUCGGAGCCUGGUAGAUCUUGAUCACACAGUACAGAACAACGAGCAUCACGAUAAAUGAGACAACGCUUAACACCAAUUCGACCGUCAUCUUUUGGCUGGCUGUGUUUUGUUCCGUGUUCAGUGAAGCAGCAGCACGGUGAAGAAGAUAUAAAAAUUUUAAAGGAGUGACUUGGUGAUUUGUUUAAGAGUCAGAAUGUACUGCAUGAGAAGCCAGCAGAAAACUCAUAUAUUUGAUCUUGCGAUUUCUUUGCAGCACUUGUUUAUAUUAUUGACUUUGUGACCCUGCCUUUAAUACUUUUAGCGUACGUGGAUGAAAUCAACCACACGAGCCACACGCCACAAUGGGUAAUACUCCAACGGUCCUUAACCUUGUCUGGCCUCGGAGUAACCUCUAUUUCUGGGAAAGCCCCAUCGAACGCUGCUUUCAAGUUUUAGCAUGUCUGACCGGCGGUAUUGCGUCAUAAUUCAGCCGUUGUCAGGACAACUAAAGGUGAGCUGGUAUCGUUGCCUUUCCUGCUACGAAUCAAGCGUAACAUGCGGCAUAAUUCAGCCGUUGUCAGGACAACUAAAGGUGAGCUGGUAUCGUUGCCUUUCCUGCUACGAAUCAAGCGUAACAUGCGUCAUAACUCAGCCGUUGUCAGGACAACUAAAGGUGAGCUGGUAUCGUCGCCUUUCCUGCUACGAAUCAAGCGUAACAUGCGUCAUAACUCAGCCGUUGUCAGGGCAACUAAAGGUGAGCUGGUAUCGUCGCCUUUCCCGCUACGAAUCAAGCGUAACAUGCGGCAUAAUUCAGCCGUUGUCAGGACAACUAAAGGUGAGCUGGUAGCGUUGCCUUUCCUGCUACGAAUCAAGCGUAACAUGCGGCGUAACUCAGCCGUUAUCAGGGCAACCAAAACAAGUGAGCUGUUAUCGUUUCCUUUCCUACAACGAAUCAAGCGUAACGUAAACUGCUUCAAACAAAAUCCACUGGAGUCAAUAAACAGGAUCUAAUUUUGGAAACACGCGGCCUUCAUGUCCAAAAAUAACAUUUUCUCAAGCAAAGUGAAGAAUCCUCCACAACAUAAUCCAUUCGUAUUGAACGCUUUGGCUAGAAAGAAAAGAAACGGAGCAAACGCCGUAAAAGUUGUACAGGCCUAUUAUUUCAGACAACAACAAAAUUGUUGUCAAGACAGAUUUUAGAGACCUAUGUUUCGCUGUUCUACAGGCUUUACUUUAGAAAGAAGGUCUUUUAAAGGUCUGUCUCUCCUGUAGGAUUUAGAAGAGGUGCCUAAAGGAUUAGCCUCCCGUAGGUUGGGGGUGGAAGCGGAAUAUUGA
Messenger RNA from Porites lobata, 4791 nucleotides. The record is from the annotation of a GenBank genome assembly. Lineage: Eukaryota; Metazoa; Cnidaria; Anthozoa; Scleractinia; Poritidae.